Molecule: messenger RNA, 1143 nt
Organism: Thelazia callipaeda (thelaziosis nematode)
Lineage: Eukaryota; Metazoa; Nematoda; Chromadorea; Rhabditida; Thelaziidae
Source: the annotation of a GenBank genome assembly
AUGUCGUCGAAGUCAUCAUGGAUUCCUUUCAUUUCAGUGCUUGUUAUAUUUUUAGCUGCAAAUGUAUAUUCAACGACGAUGUAUGAGAAAUUGAUGAGGAUUAAAUUUCCAUAUGUACGAGUGCCUUAUAUUGUACUCUCAGAAAUUAAAGGUCAUGAAAAAGUAAAUGAUGGAGAUAAUGGUUAUAAGCAUAUAUUUGCAAAAUUACAUAGUUCAGUGCUGUCGAAGGGUACUGUGGAAGAUGACUUGAGGGAUAAGGAUACUGUCGCAUCACCCCGCCUUUAUGGUGUUUGGAAGUUUCAUGAGAGAGGAAAUUUUGCUGGUUAUGGAAAGAAUCAAGAGCUUGCAGGGAUUCCAGAGCUUGCAAAGGAUUCAGAAUUUGCAGGGAUUCCAGAGCUUGCAAGGGAUCCAGAACUUGCAGGGAUUUCAAAGCUUGCAAGGGAUCCAGAAUUUGCAGGGAAUGCAAAACCUGCAAGGGAUCCAGAGCUUGGAAAGAAAAGCAAGACAAAACGAAAGUAUCGCUCACGAAUCCAUAGUCCGGAAAGCACUGAGCGAAUGAGGCAGAUUCGGAGAAACAAAGCGAAUGCUCGAGAACGCCAUCGUAUGCAGAUUUUAAAUGAAGCUUUAGAUAAUCUUCGAAAUGUCCUUCCACGGUUUCCGAAUGAACCGAAGUUGACGAAAAUAGAAACUCUACGCAUGGCCAACAGUUAUAUUCAUACAUUGACACAAAUCUUAAAGGAACAUGACGAGCAAGAACGUAGAAAUCAACCUGCAGUCGAAAAUUUACCUCCCAAUGGGGAGCUGAAUUUUCAUCCUUCUAACAUGAAAUUCGAUAUUGAGUUGUCUACAGCAUAUUACUGUCGGCAAACUUUGGCAUGUCUAAUCACUUUGCAGUUUGAACAGGUAGCCAACCGUCUACAUGUUACUGUUUUACCAAACCAUCACUCAGCAGGAUAUCAUCCAUUAUUGACACUUUACGCCAACAAAUUCUUUUUUUUCUUUUGCUUGGUAUAUAACAUGCAGUAUUUCUGGAAUGCACGUUUCCGUGAUACUUUGGUUGGAUGGGAUGAAGCAGUUGUAACAACAUUACAUGGAUUGGAAGAGCUUUCCCGUCUUAUGGCUGCUUGCUUGUCAGGACUGUGA